AUGGCGGCGUCGUGGGCGCGGCAGUUUCGCGCCACCCUUCGACGCAACCUGCUCAUCAAAUGGCGCGACGGCUCGCAGACCCUUCAGGAGAUCUUCCUUCCGGUGUACAUCAUAGUGCUGCUGAUCAUAGUGAAGGUGCUGCAGCCGGACGCCACCUUCCCCGCGGAGCCCGUGGGCGACGUGGUCGACCCCAUGUGCUACGCCGCUGACGCGCGCACGCGCUGCUACCCCGUGCGCGACAUCGUCGCCGCCACCACGAUUGGAUACAUCCCGGACAACCCGCUUGUUCGCAGCGUCAUGGACAGGGCUGUCACUAAUCUCGGCAGGAAUCAGCCGCGCCUGUCCACGCUCGUUCUGGAGGCCUUCGAGUCGAGCCAGGAGCUCUCCGAGUUUCACUACGCUCACCCCCAGGCGUUGUUCGCAGCAGUGGAGUUUGAGGGCAUGGCGGCAGACAGUGUUGCCCUGCCUCCAGACACGCGCUUCACCAUCCGCAUCAACGGCAGUCAGGUGCCGGGCACGACCAGUGAGCGGGCCAGCACGGACGAGUGUCGGCUGGCUGCAGCAGAGUACAUUCCCACCGUCUGCCGCUCCCAGCAAUACCUCUCCUCAGGCUUCCUGUCGAUACAGCUGGCGGUGACGUCAGCACUGAUGGAGACAGCAUGGAAUGGGACGUCAUGUGGCAUGCAGAGCAACCCCAUCACUGUGCACGAGCAGCACAUGCCGCUACCAGAACUGCACAAGUCAUUCGCCACAACGGAGUUCCAGCUGUUCUGCGCCAUCUACAUGGUGCUGUCGCUCAUCCCCAUGCUGCAGGUCGCCAUCACGCAGAUCGUGCAGGAGAAGGAGAGCCUGCUCAAGGACUGCAUGCUGCUGAUGGGGCUGCGAGAGUCCGUGUACUGGCUGGCGUGGCUGCUCACAUACGCCUUCAUGGCUGCUGUCACCUCCGCCGUCAUUUCACUGACAGUGAAGCUCACGUCGCUCUUCUCUGCCUCCACCUUCACCGCCCUCUUCUGCAUCAUCUUCCCCUACUCCCUCUCCCUCAUCGCCCUCGCCUUCGCCCUCAGCACUCUCUUCACCCAGGUGGGCAAGGCAGCAGCGGCAGCAGCGGGCAGUCUGCUGCUGUGCAGUCUGCUCAUCAUCCCCAUCCAGCUGCUCUCCCUGGGAGCAGCCGUUGUGUACCCGCUGCUGCUGCUCUCCCCCAUACCAUUCACCAUCGCCAUCACCACUGUCACCCGCGCCGAGGGCAUGGGGCAGGGCGUGUCCUUGGGCUCUUUCUGGCUUACCCGGGUAGGCGUGAACCCAGGGGAUGACGACAAUCUUCUCACCAUCGGCAUCUGCAUUGUCGCAUUCAUAUUCGACACGGCUCUCUACCUCUUCCUCGCAUGGUACCUGGACAAUGUGUGGCCGCACCCCCAGCGCGGCCCUAAGAAGCCUGCGGACUUUAUCUUCUCCGCCGCCUACUGGUUCCCCGCUCGCCAUGCCCUGCGCUACUCUCAGCUGGAGGAGGAGGGAGGAGGGGACGACAUGGAUCAUGAGGGUGAGGAGUGCAGGUUGGAUGUGGGGCAAGACUCUGCUGCUCCCUUACACUCCACCUCCACCACCAGUGCCGCCACUUCCAGCACCGUGCCUCUCACUGCCUCAGCAUCAUCUCACAAUGCUGAGUCGCCCAUAGAGGAGGUGCGGGGCUUCCACCCGGCCCUCAUCAUCAACCACCUCGCCAAGUCCUUCCCUGCACGCGGCCUCCUCUCCUCCUCCUCCUUCUUCUCCUCCUCCUUCUUCUCCCGCCGCUCGCGCCGACCCUCUGCUCCUGUCCCUGGUGCUGCUGAUGGUGCUGCUGAUGGUGCUGCUGCGGCUGACGGUGCUGGUGCCGCUGCUGCUUCUGCUGGUGGGCGUGGGGACGAGCGCAGGGUGUAUGCACUCCAAGGCCUCUCUCUCACGCUCUACGAGGGGCAGUCCUUUGCAUUCCUGGGCCACACCGGGUCGGGCAAGUCGACAGUGCUGAGCACGCUGGCAGGGCUGCAGAAGCCCACCGAGGGCGAGGCUUUCCUCUAUGGGCUCAGCCUCACCAAGGGCGACUCGUAUAUUCACUCCCUAGUGGGGCACUGCCCUCAGAGGAACAUCCACGUGGCAGUUCUCACAGUGAAGGAGCAGGUGCGUCGGAGCUCAGCGCUAGUAGGACGAGGGAUGCCUGCCUUUGAGCUCUCGCCCUCGCAGCAGCGCAAGCUCAGCCUUAGCAUUGCUCUCAUUGGGGAGCCUCAGGUGUUGCUGUUGGAUGAGCCAACUAAGGGCAUGGACCCCUCCUCCAAGAAACAGGUGUGGGAUCUGCUGCAGCGGCGCAAGGCGGGGCGCGUGGUGGUGUUCACGACGCACAGCAUGGAGGAGGCGGACCUGGCAGCGGACCGCAAGGCCAUCCUCUCGCACGGCCGCCUCAAGUGCUGCGGCUCCUCGCUCUUCCUGCGCAACCGCUUCGGCCUGUCCUACCUGCUGCACAUCACCAAGGGAGCGGUGUUCAAGGGGUCCAAGGUGGUGCAGCUCGUGCAGUCACACGUGCCGGAUGCGGUGCUAGUGCCCUCUGCAGGCCUGCACCAGAUCGACUACGUCACCUACUCGCUGCCCUUUCAUGCCGCCUCGCACAUCCCCGCCCUCCUGCUCGACCUCUCCACGCAAGCGGCGGAGCUAGGAGUGGAGGAUGCAGCAAUGGAAGCGACAACCCUAGAGGAGGUGUUUCUCAAGUUCCAGGACGAGGAUGAGGAGGCAGCAGGGGCCAUCCUCGCCCCUCCCACAGCUGACGGCUCUGCUCUAGAGCUCGUGCUGGGCAUGGGCGGCGCUUCAGGUGCUUUGCCAGAGGAGGAAGAGGGGCAGUCUCUGUUGGAUUCUCCUGGGAGCAGCAGCGGCGUGCGUUCAGACAGUGCGGCUGCUGGUGGCAGUGGCGGCGGCGCUGCUGGUGGUGGGGGGUUGACGGGAGCAGCACGGGGCGGGAGAGGCGGGGGUGGUGGGGGAACGGUGGGGAUGGCAGUGGGGGGAGCACGGUGGGGAGUGCGGUGGGGGGGCGGCGGGGUUGUGGCAGCGCUGCUCAUCCAGCUCUUCGGCUCGUCAGUCACAUCCCCUUCGCUCCUCCUAUCAGCACCCCAGCUAGCCCGUGACAGCGCGUACCCGCUCAUCUACAGCGCCACCUCGCCCGCCUCCGCCAUCGCAGCCAAGCAGCUGCUGGACCAGCUGGGGAACAACCACGCGCAGCUCAGCAGUGAGCAGGCCGUGCUGGAGAGGUUCCAGACGGACGUGGCCAAUGCGGAGCGGAACGGCGUUGGGACCAAGGCUGUGGGCGUGCUGUUCCAAGGCGUCGACAUGGGCCGUGAGUGCUGGGAAAGAGGGGGGUUUCUCAGGUGUUUGGGGGGGUUGGGUUGGGUUUGCAGGAAGCACAUUUGGAAUGGAACGAGGUUGGGAGUAAGGCUGUGGGGGUGCUGUUCUAAGGGUGUGGACAUGGGAUGUGAGUGCUGUUCCAAGCAGCUGCUGGACCAGCUGGGGAACAACCACGCGCAGCUCAGCAGUGAGCAGGCCGUGCUGGAGAGGUUCCAGACGGACGUGGCCAAUGCGGAGCGGAACGGCGUUGGGACCAAGGCUGUGGGCGUGCUGUUCCAAGGCGUCGACAUGGGCCAGUGUGGGUACAGCUUCACUCUCCUCUACCAGCCGUGGCGCAUCCACCAGGUGCCGGCAGUGAUAGCCACGCUCAAUAACGCGUUCCUCAAGCUCGUGGCAGCGCAGCACGGCAUCCAAUCCGCUCCUCAGAGCAUCGCAGUGGAGAGCUACCCGCUGCACUUCUCCUCGCCCGACUUUGUCUUUGCGUACAUCGUCGCUGCGGUUGUGGCUAUUGGGCUGCUCAUGGUGCCGCCCAUUCUCUCCGCUCAGGUACGCACCACACACACUCCUCCUACCCCUCAGGCACUCACCGUUGCUCAGAUGGUAGCGGAGAUGGAGUAUGGGCUGCGCACCAUGCUCAAGAUGGUAGCGGAGAUGGAGUAUGGGCUGCGCACCAUGCUCAAGGUGUGUGGGCUGCGCGGCUUUGCACUGUGGCUGGGCACAGCAACAGUGGACUGCAUUGCCAUGUGGCUCUGCGCACUGCUCAUCACCGGCAUUGGACUCUGCUUCCAGUCCUCCCCCUUCACUGUGCCCGCCCUGCCAGCACUCUUCGUGGUAUUCGCCAUCACCAUCCCCGCGCUCGUGCUCCUCGCCUACCUCCUCUCCUUCUCCUUCGACUCAGCCCAGCUCGCAGCCGCCACGCUCUCGCUCCUCUUCCUCCUCCUCGCCGUCAUCCCCUUUGUCUUCAUGCUCCGCGUCUCCCCCGCCUCCUUCACCAUCCCGCACGGCUUCCUCUCCCUCCUCUCCCCGCCCUACGCCCUCAUCUCCUCCCUCCACUUCAUCGCAGCAGCGUACGCACACGAGCCUCUCACGGCCUCCCCUCUCGACAUAUACUCUCUCUCUGCCACGGAUUACUAUUCCCUCCACUAUCCCGCCUACCCCGUGCAAGUGUCCAUGUCAGCAGUGCUCAUCUCCCUCUGUCUCAUGGCGAUACGCCUAAGCCAGCUGCAUAAGGAUUGGGAAGACCAGGAUGAUGAGGGGGCGGGGGAUCUAGCAGCUAUGAUGGGACCGGGGUAUGAUGAGGAGGAGGGAGAUGGGGAUGUGGUAAGGGAGAAGGAGCGCGUGCAGGAGAGUGCGGCCAAGUGGGACUUUGUGCAGAGCGGCGGGGAGGAGGGGGACCUCGUGCUGUGCAGCAGUGUGGGCAAGAACUUCGGAGCGUCAUCAGGGGUGUGCGGAAUAGGCAAGGACCCGGGAGUGUGGGCAGUGUCGAACCUCUGGCUGGGAGUGCCUCGAGGCCAGGUGGUGGUACUGGUGGGCGGGGAGAAGGCAGGCAAGACGACGCUGGUGCAGUGUCUGGCGGGGGCGAGCUGUCUGUCGUACGGCAACGCGCUCAUCAACGGGCAGAGCGUGCGCUUCACCAACCUCAACGACCCCUCCAUCAUCGGCUACUGCCCCCAAGCUGAUAUGAUGCACGGCUUCCUGACAGUGCAGGAGUAUCUGCACUUCAUGGCGUCCGUCAAGGGACUCAGGGAGCCGCUCUCCGCGCCUGUCACCCACGUGCUGCAGUCCCUCGGCAUCUCCA
Closterium sp. Yama58-4 is the source of this 5158-nucleotide messenger RNA. The record is from the annotation of a GenBank genome assembly. Lineage: Eukaryota; Viridiplantae; Streptophyta; Zygnematophyceae; Desmidiales; Closteriaceae.